This is a messenger RNA of Aureobasidium namibiae CBS 147.97, 3123 nucleotides long. RefSeq lists its product as uncharacterized. Gene Ontology annotation, molecular function: protein binding. The coding region runs from base 1 to 3123 and encodes 1040 amino acids. The transcript is spliced from 2 exons. Gene Ontology annotation, cellular component: cytoplasm. NCBI's taxonomy places the organism in Eukaryota, Fungi, Ascomycota, Dothideomycetes, Dothideales, Saccotheciaceae. The record is from RefSeq and is a predicted model, not a curated record. Gene Ontology annotation, biological process: response to starvation; autophagy.
AUGCCAUCAUCCAACGACGAGGUGUUCCACGCAGAAGAUACGCCGGAUGAGGCAAAGGGAAACAAGGCGAGCCGCAAGAAACAGAAGAAGAAGGCUGCCAAGCAGAGACUCGAGGCCGAAGAUGACUCUGCUAAGGACUCGUCGUCUGAGGGUCCUCAUCUCUCGCCCGAUCUAGCACCAACACUCACUCCCAUCGCGCCCUCACCCCCGCCUUCUCGUUCACCCAGUCCUCCGCUAGACGACCGACUGUCUGCUCCAACGCCUGACUUCUCCCCACCCGAGAAAGGUCCUUCUCCUUUGUCCAAGGUGCCUGCUCUACAAUCUCCCAGGCAGAAGCCACACCCUUUCGCCCCGACCUCGGAGCCAUCCCCUCCACAAGAUGGUGUUAUGCUGGGGCACGAUGGCUCAAAGGUCCCAUCACGCCUCUCUGGUGCUGGCUCUCCCCUCCAUGCUGCUUCCUUGUCUUCAUCACCCCAAGGCGGCAUUCGGCUGCCUCAGGGCUUCGUGUCAAGAGCUUUCUCCGACACGACAAACGUACCUUACACCACGACACCACCAACCCAACCCAUGAACUUUGCCAGCACCAAUCACGUCUCACCAUACGAACCCCUGCCUCCGCACAUGCCACAACGCCACUUUUCAAGACUGGCCGAGUACGACUUCAGCAGACCAAUCCACACGGACAAGUUUUUGCAAGCUGGUUCGAGAGGUUAUUACUGCGGUUUCGACACAUGGCAAGCACCCAAGACUGUUUCAUCUACAGGCACUAGUUCUGUCGUGGUUGUUGGCUUCGAAGGCGGUCUGGAGGUUCAUAGAGUGAAACGACAAAAGACUGAGGUGAUCGGACGCUUGGAAGGUCUGCAGGGUGGUGUCAUCGAUGCGAAGAUUCUCCCAUGCACGGCUCGAGAUGAUCCCUUGGAGCAUCUUCGCCCUCUGGUCGCUUGUGUCAUUCACGGACCUGUACUCGACCGUGGCGCUGCUUCGCCUUCUGCUGCCGACAUCAAAGAAUAUCACACCUUUGUUGACGUCUACUCGAUGAGAACAUGGCAACGAGUGGGCAGGCUCUUCCAGACUCAGCCUGAGAGAAUCCAUCAACCAGUCGCAACCAAAGGCUUCACACCUCCUCCACCAAUUGGCAAUCUCAGUAUCGCUGCCGAAGGACGUUUUGUUCUUGUUGCCUCUGGUGUGAGUGGAGAAAUUUACGUAUUCGCCGUUCGCAGCAAACAGUCUGCAACCGAACAGCAGCCAUUCUACUGUCUCGCUAAAUACUGGUCAAGCCUGAAGACCAGGUCAUCUUCCUCGGACGACCGGAAUGCGAUUAUGGCCAGCGAGUCAGGAGCUUCAAGAUCGAAGGGUGCAAAGAGAGCUAUGUACGCUUUGAGCGACCGCUGGCUAGCGAUCAAGCCACCGCUCAAGUCGUCUUCCCAAAUGACCCUGAAGGGCACCACCGGGUCUAUCGGCCAUAUGGACUCUGUUGGCAUCGCGAGCCAUGCUUGUCCAGCUCAACCUCUACCGAAUUGUGAGAUCGAUGCGCCCUUCAAUGACAGCCUUAUCAGUCGUGUCGCCAAAACCACCACGCGAGAAAUAUACAAAGGCGCUCAGCAAGGUUUCCAAGCACUGAGGACGUACAUCAACCGUCCAGCAAACCCAAAUGGCGAUCCCGCCUACUACGGGUCGCCCCAGUCGCCACAGCCCGAGCAGAACCGAUUCCCGCCUACUCAUGCUCAAAGCAAUGAGCCACCACCGUCACCUAUAGAGCCAGCUCUUGUGUCAAUCAUUGACCUUGAGAAAUUGCUUGAACGCGGGGAGCGCGAGAUCAAGGGAAGCCAGCCUCCUCCAUCUACCUUCCACCUCAACGAUGGAUGUUCUUUCCUGUCGUUCUCUCCCAACGGAUUAUCUCUACUUGCUACCAAUCACAUUGGAGACGAGUCGAGAGUCUGGGAUCUGACCCGCAUCAAAGAUGGUAGAGCAGCAGUAGCGGACCCGUCUUCCCUUGGUACUGUUCGUCUAGUCUCGAGAUUUCCCAGGCUGUCGCCGUCGACGGUGACCGAUGCUGUCUGGACAGUACGCGGUGAGCGCAUUGCCAUCGUCACCGACAAAGGUACUGUGCACCUGUACGGCAUGAAGUCACUGGAAUACAAGCCCACAGUCAUGUUACCGUCAAACUUUCCUUCUCCAGGUUCAUCGCCACGCGAAGAAGUUCAAGCACCUGCAGGAGGUUUCAUGAGUGGUAUGCGUGCAGGGUGGCAGAGUAUCCACGGUCUGGCUACUAGACCACGCAACGGCUCAAGCGGCAUUGUCAGUACUCUUGGCAGUGCCUCAGUGGCCGCAAGAAACGCAGGAGGAAGAGCUGUACGUCAAGGCCUAUCCAAAGGUCUUGGUAUGGCUGCCGAAGGCGCUCAUCAUAUCCGGCACGCCGAGGACAACAAGAUCCGUUUGCAAUCAGGCCACCAGUCUGUCGCACCCAAAUGUGUACAGUGGCAACAUGGCAAAGAUAGAGAUACCAUUGCGACUCUGUGCAACGGUAUGCUCACCCUGUGGGCAGUGAAGAAUGUCAGUCACACCCAGCACAGAAAGACUGUCGUCAGCCCUGCAAUUGAGAAGACGCCGCUCGGACAACAAUCUCUCCCAACCAUGUCCAGCGACGUGCUACCACCAUCAGUACUCGGCUUGCUCGAACCAGAAGGCCCUCAUGGUGGCUGUGCUCGCGAAGGUCCCCACGGCUUCUGUGUCUGGGAUGUCUCGCCUGCUCAACAACAAAGACGUGCUUCCACUGUCAGUCUGGGCAAGAGGAAAGUGAGGAUACCUCAUCAAGACAAGGAUACUAACCCGUCUUAUAUGCCUUACCACCGCUUACCUACUGUGAACCUCUUCACUGUUUCACAUUCCAAGAGCAACACCGAAGAGACAGAUGAUACCUGGGUGUUUGGGUUGCCUUUAGCACCCAGCAGUAGAGUUAGCAGCCAGCAGGAUGAUUCAACAGGACCCUACGACGACGGCAUCACUGAAGAAGACAUGGAAGGCUUUGUGGGUCAAAUGGACGAAACUCUGCGCGGUCAAGGGUUCUCAAACAAAGGCCAUGGUGAUGAUGAGUCUGAAGAGGAGAAGCUGGUUGACAUGUAA